CCCAGAUGGUGACCACGGAGGAAGACUUGUGUUGGACCCAAUGGCCCUCGGCCAGUGUCCGUCUGCCAGGUGCCAGCCCCCAGUGCGCUGAAGCUCAGGCCAUUCCUGGCGCCCUGGCCUCCUGUACUGAGCUGUGUGAGCUCUUCUGCCCAGGCAGGCCCCCUGGCAUUGACCGGCAUAGCGAGCUCUUCUGCCCAGGUGGACCCCUGGCCUUAAGUGGGAUAGAUGGUGACCCCAGAGGAAGACGUGCAUUGGGUCCGCUGUCCCCAGGCCAGUGUCUCUCAGCCAUGUGCUCAGCCCCUGGUGAGCUGAAGCUCAGGCCCUUCCUGGCAUCCUGGUCUCCUGCACUGAGCUGUGUAAGCUUGUCUGCCAAGGUGGGGCCCCCACGCAUUGACCGGCCUAGGGUUCGGUGGCUGAGAGAGCAUUGGUUGCCCUGUGUCGGGCCAGUGUUCUGCAUGCAUCCCAUCACAUGGAUCCAUGGAGGAUGUCAAGCCUGGAGGAAGACUUGCACUGGGCCCAAUGGCCCCAGUUCAGCAUCCGUAAGCCAGGUGCCCAGCCCCUGGUGCACUGAAGAUCGGGCCCUUCCUGGCGCCCUGGUCUCCUGCCCUGAGCUGUGGGUUCAGUGGCAGACAGAGCAUCAGGUGCCCCAUGUCUGUGAUGGGCCAGUAUUCCACGUGGAUCUCAUCACAUGGGUCCAUAGAAGGCGAGCAUCCCUGAGCUGGCACACCCCACCUUCUGCCGGCAUGGAGGGUGAACUCUUUUGCCCAGGAGGACCCCUGGUCUUGAGUGGCAUAGUGAGCUCUUCCCCCAGAAGACCCCCUGGGAUUGACUGGCAUAGUGAGCUCUUCUGCCCAGCAGACCCCCUGGCAUUGACCAGCAUCGAUGGUGACCCCAGAGGAAGACUUGCAUUGUGUCCACUGGCCCUAGGCCAGUGGCGAUCAGACAGUUGCCCAGCCCCUGGUGAGCUGAAGCUCAGGCCCUACUGGCGCCCUGGUCUCCUGCAUUGAGCUUGUGAGCUCUUCUGCCCAGAAGACUCCCUGACAUUGACCAGUAUAGAUGGUGAGACUGGAAGAAAACUUUCAUUGGGCCCAGUGUCCCAGGGUGAGUGAUCAUCAGUCAGGUGCCCAGCCCUUGGUGUGGUGAAGCUCAGGCUCUUCCUGGUGCCCUGAUCUCUUGCACAGAGCUGUGUGAGCUCUUCUACCCAGGCAGGCCCCUGGCUUUCAGCAGCAUAGUGAGUUCUUCCAACCAGGUGCAACCCCCUGGCAUUGACCAGCAUAGGUAUUGAGCCUGGAGGAAGACUUGAAUUGGUCCCAAUGGCCCCAGGGCAGCAUCCAUCAGCUAGGUGCCCAGCCCCUGGUGCACUGAAGAUUGGGCACUUCCUAGCACCCUGAUAUGCUGCACUGAGCUGUGUGAGCUCUUCACCCCAGGCGGGCCCCGUGGCAUUGACCUGCAUAGAUGGUGACCCAGGAAGAAGAAUUGCAUUGGGCCCGCUUGGACCCGGGCCAGUGUCCCUCAGCCAAGUGCUCAGCCCCUGGUGAGCUGAAGCUCAGGCCCUUCCUGGUGCCCUGGUCUCCUAAACAGAACUGUGUGAGCUCUUCAGCCCAGGUGGGCCCCCUGACAUUGAUGCUCAUAGAUGUUGAGCCUUGAGGAAGACUUGCAUUGGACCCAUUGGCCCCAGGCCAGCGUCUGUCAGCCAGGGGCCCAGCCCCUGAUGCACUGAAGUUAGGGCCCUUCCUGGUGCCCUCGUCUCCUGCAUUGAGCUGUGUGAGCUCUUCUGCCCAGCAGCCUCCCUGGCAGUGACCAGCAUAGGGGUAACAGAGGUCCAGGCAAGAGAGGGUUCUUUCAACCCAACACUGCAGAUCCUAGCUGAGACUUGGUGCACAGAUGGUGACCCUGGAAGAAGAAUUGCACUGGGCCCACUGGCCCCAGGAAAAUGUCCCUCAGCCAGGUGCUCAGCCCCUGGUAAGCUGAAACUCAGGCCCUUCCUGGUGCCCUGGUCUCCUGCACUGAGUUGUGUGAGCUCUUCAGCCCAGGUGGGCUCCCUACAUUGAUGCGCAUAGAUGGUGAGCCUGGAGGAGGACUUGCAUUGGGCCCAAUGGACCCAGGCCAGUGGCCAUUAGCCAAGUGCCCACCCUGGUGUGCU
This is a messenger RNA of Symphalangus syndactylus (siamang), 2143 nucleotides long. RefSeq lists its product as uncharacterized. NCBI's taxonomy places the organism in Eukaryota, Metazoa, Chordata, Mammalia, Primates, Hylobatidae. The record is from RefSeq and is a predicted model, not a curated record.